Messenger RNA from Rubroshorea leprosula, 495 nucleotides. The record is from the annotation of a GenBank genome assembly. Lineage: Eukaryota; Viridiplantae; Streptophyta; Magnoliopsida; Malvales; Dipterocarpaceae.
AAAAACCAGGGUUACGAGACGAGGAGUAUAUCAUUCUCCGUUCCGUCCAUUCGAAGCGAAGGCAGGUAACUUCCACAGAUCUAUACGAAGCAGAAGAAAAUCAAUGGAGAGCAUGAUCGUCACCAACACGCCGGCUUCAGAUCUCGCCUUCACUAAUCUCGCCUACUGCUCGCCCGCCGAUCACCAUGGCUUCGGCGUCCCAGGUUCUCAGCUCUUCCUCGCCAAUGUCGCCGACGUCUUCGUCCUUUCUGUUUCAUAUCCUUUUUAUUUGCUCUUUCUCUUCGAUUUCAUGUGAUUUACAGUUUCAUUCCUUUGUUUUGCUUGAAAAUUCCAAGUUAUUUUAAAAUUAGUAUAUGCUACUCUCGUCGUCUUUAUAACCGUUUGAAAAUUAAUGUUGUGAUCGAUAAUUUUGAGAAAUGAGGAGUGAUUGUUUUGUUUCGAGAGAGUAAGAAUUGUUUUGAUUUUGAGGAUUAAUCACGCCUUUAAUCCAGAUGC